Molecule: messenger RNA, 2721 nt
Organism: Gadus macrocephalus (Pacific cod)
Lineage: Eukaryota; Metazoa; Chordata; Actinopteri; Gadiformes; Gadidae
Gene: gripap1
Product: GRIP1 associated protein 1
Biological process (GO): regulation of modification of synaptic structure; regulation of recycling endosome localization within postsynapse; regulation of neurotransmitter receptor transport, endosome to postsynaptic membrane
Cellular component (GO): postsynaptic recycling endosome; glutamatergic synapse; extrinsic component of postsynaptic early endosome membrane
Source: RefSeq, a predicted model, not a curated record
CAUUGCCCACAUGACUUGAACGCAACAUUAGAUCUCUUUCAGCGUCGCUAGCUGCUCCUCUCUAGUAGCACUGAGGCUAUUAGCUAGCUCUUCGAUAGCCCCUCCAAUCUAAUAGCACUGAGGCUAUGAGCUAGCUGUCCAUAGCCCCUUCUCUCUUAUACAGUGAGGCUAAGAGCUAGCUGUCCGCUAGCUGCUCCUUUCUAGAAGCACCGAGGAUAAAGCUAGUUGUCCGCUAGCUCAGGUAAACAUGGCCAUGGCCCAGGCUCUCUCUGAAGAGGAGUUUCAUCGGAUGCAGGCCCAGCUUCUGGAGUUAAGGACUCAGAACUACCAGCUCUCUGAUGACCUGAGGAAGAACUCUGCAGAGCUGGGCGUUCUGCGCCAGAAGACGGGAGUGCUGGAGAGGGACUUGGGGAAGGCCCAGAAGGCGCUGAGUAAGAGUAAGAAAGCUCAAGAAGUGGAUGCGUUGCUAGGGGAGACCGCCAUGCUGCAGGGGAAGCUGCACAGCCAGGAGGAGGACUUUAGGCUCCAGAACAGCACCCUGAUGGCGGAGCUGUCCAAGCUGUGCACCCAGAUAGAGCAGCUGGAGCAGGACAACCAGCGCCUGAAGGAGGUGGGAGGAGCCAGCGCCACCAGCCCCGCCCCCACUCCCGUCCCUGACUCCGCCCCUGCCCACGACGACACGGAGCUCCUCCGCGUGCAGGCGGAAAACUCUGCCCUGCAGAACAAAAUGGCUGGUGUGUGUUCUUCUUUUCAUAUACAUGCGUGUUUAUAUCCAUAUGCGUGUGUGCACAUGGAUGUGCGUGUUAUAUCCGUUACCCUCUUUAACAGGUUGAAGAAGAAGCAGGAAAGUUUCCAGCGUCUUCAAGGAGAGAAGGAGGCGCUCUACAACGAUAGCAGGACAAAGAUUGAUGAGAUAAACCAGAAAAAAGAAGAUGAUCUGAAAUCCUUGAACCUCCGUAUUCAGAAACUCCAGACAGACCUAGGGGCAGCCAAUCAGACCAUGGCUGAGAUGAGGAACAGCUGCUGGGCAGAGAAGGAACAUGAAGUAGCACUACACACGCUGAGAGACCAGGCUGCCAGUCAGACUGCAGUCAGUCAGGAGCAGGUGGAAAUCAUCCUGCAGGAGAAUGAUGCUCUCAGGACCAACCUAGCAGCCCUAGAACAGAUCCAGACAGUGAAGACCCAGGAGGUGAACCUGCUUCGUGAGCAGCAGGGGGCGCUGUCUGCUGAGCUGCAGCAGAGGAGAGCAGAGCAGGAGAGCCUGCUGGCCCAGAGGGACGACCUCACCUCCCAGAUACAGGAGGCUAGCUUUGCCAGCAGGAGGCUGCUGGAGCAACUGUCUGAGGAGAGUCAGGAGAAAGAGAGACUUCAGAGAGAGCUGGAGGACAGCCGCAAGACCGCUGAGAAGAGGAAGGUGAUGCUGGAUGAUGUCGCUACGCAGCUCAACCAGGAGAAGUCUGGACACAAGGAGGUGCUGUCAGACCUCAAGCUGCAGCAGGAGAGGAGGUCAGUUCUGGCAGUGAGGGCUCGCUAUGAGAAGGAACUUCGAGGACUUCAUGAAGAAAAGAACCGCUGUGAAGAAGAACUCAAACAGCUACGAGACGAGAAGGCCCGCAGCAAGGACCUUGAGCUGUGUCAGCAGACGGUGGAGGAGCUCCAGGCGGAGGUCCGGAAGGAGGAGUCCAGGGACUGCCUGGAGCGCCGGCUGGGAGACGCUGAGGAAAACAUUAAGAAGAAUUCUGUAGAACACGAAGAACAGACGGAGAACCUGAAGAAGGAACACAAACUACACUUGGAGGAAAAGGAGGCAGAGAUGGAGGGAGUAAGGAGACAGUUGACGGAGGUGGAGAAAUUAAGGGAUGAAAACGGGGACAUCAUUGAAAAACUCAAACAGGACAUAAAGGACACAGUUGAAGGUCAGAGGAUUCUGGAGAAGAAAGGUGGUGCAGCGCUGAAGGAUCUCAAGCGACAGCUGCAGUCCGAGAGGAAGAGGGCUGAUAAACUACAGGAGAGACUGCAGGAGAUCCUGACAAACAGCAAGACCAGGACCGGUCUUGAGGAGCUGGUUCUGUCGGAGAUCAGCAGCCCAAGCCGGACCCAGCAGACUGGGGACUCCUCCUCCGUCUCCUCCUUCUCCUACCGAGACAUGAUGAAGGAGGCGCAGCCACCCAGAGAAAAGGCCACCGGGGGGAGCCCUCCACCCCCCCAGGGCUCGGCUGACCUCAGUGACGAGGAGGUGGGGGAGCUGUUCCAGAGACUGGCCCUCGUCCAGCAGGACAAAUGGAUGCUGGAGGAGAAGGUGAAACACCUGGAGGUGAGCUGCUCCUCCAUGGCUGAAGACAUCCGCAGAAAGAGCGCCAUCAUAGAGACCUACGUCCACGACAGCCGCACCGAUGCGUGUGGGGGGGGCGGGGGCUCACGCGCCGGCCCACGCGAGCGGGGGGGUCUGGGGGAGAGGAUGGGUCUGGGGGCGGUGCUCCGAGACCUGGUGAAGCCCGGAGACGAGAACCUGAGGGAGAUGAACAAGAAGCUGCAGAACAUGCUGGAGGAGCAGCUCACCAAGAACAUGCACCUGCAGAAGGACCUGGAAAUACUCUGUCUCAGUAAAGAUGGGAGCCUGUCUGGGUAGGACUAUGACCUGGAAGCAUCACUCCUCCGUUCCCUUCCAUUCAGUCCUACAGCUCUGGCUCCGACUGUAGCCUGGAAUAUCUUCCAUUACCC